AUGGAUCGGGAAUUCGAGAAGUCUCUUUGUCUUGGGACUGGAAUUUCUUUCAUUUUGCUUUCGGUUUUGAUAUCACUUCCAAACAUCUUCGUUCUCAUUGCGUUGUACAAGAACCCUUUUCGCUGUUUCAAAAAAUCCUUUGCUGUAUUUCUCGUUUUUAUUUCUUCAGCUGAUUUAUUUGCUGGAAGUGUGGUUUGCACUGGAGAAGCCGUAAUGCGAUUUUCCUGCGCCUUUGGAGACAAAACGCUACCAAAGGAUGGAGACGUUGUUAAAUUGUUGGGAUACACAGGAGUCAACAGCUCUAUCUUAUUGGUAACAGCAAUGUCUGUGGAUCGCUUUAUAUCAGUAACUUUUCCCCUCUUCUAUCGCAACAAGGUCAAGCGAAAUCACCUUAUUCUGUGCAAUGCGAGUAUUAUUGCUUUCUCGACAAUGUUUGCCUUGCUACAAAUUACCGGAAUCUCAAUUGAUACCUAUGUGUCAAUAGAUAUACAUCUGCAUACGACAUUUCCUCUUGCAACGACUUCUGUGUGUUAUGCCGGAAUAUUCGUGAUAGUACGAAAACGUACCCGGGUUGAUAUUCCAAGAGAACACAGAAUGCGUGGUGAACCAGCACUCCACGUCAUGCGUAGGGUCGACAACGCCAAAAAUGAACGGAAAAUUGCUAUAACAUCGUUGUUAAUUUUGCUGUUUCUAAUAUCAUCACUUGUACCUUAUUUCAUAACAGUUAUUCUGGAGGCAAACUGUCUCGCUUGUCGUGAACAAAAGUGGCUAUUUGUACUCAAAGAAUCAUCAGUCGUGUUCUUGUUUUUCAACUCUUUUGUCAAUCCUUGUUUAACAACCUUUCGUGUUAACCAACUGAAAGAGUCUGUCAAAGUAGUGUGUUUCCACCGACGCUAA
This is a messenger RNA of Pocillopora verrucosa, 897 nucleotides long. Its product is annotated as melanocortin receptor 4-like. Lineage: Eukaryota; Metazoa; Cnidaria; Anthozoa; Scleractinia; Pocilloporidae. Gene Ontology annotation, biological process: G protein-coupled receptor signaling pathway. Gene Ontology annotation, molecular function: G protein-coupled receptor activity. The record is from RefSeq and is a predicted model, not a curated record. Gene Ontology annotation, cellular component: membrane.